This is a messenger RNA of Paramisgurnus dabryanus, 2043 nucleotides long. RefSeq names its product phosphatidylinositol transfer protein, alpha a (gene pitpnaa). The record is from RefSeq and is a predicted model, not a curated record. Lineage: Eukaryota; Metazoa; Chordata; Actinopteri; Cypriniformes; Cobitidae. Gene Ontology annotation, biological process: phospholipid transport. Gene Ontology annotation, cellular component: cytoplasm. Gene Ontology annotation, molecular function: phosphatidylinositol transfer activity; phosphatidylinositol binding; phosphatidylcholine intramembrane carrier activity.
GUGGUUGCCGUGACGACGCGGCGCUCCCGUCGACAUUUUUCAGGAAAUGAAUUUAAAGAAAUGAGAAAUCCAGGAACCUGACCUUAAACCAGUCACGGCGGGGAGCAACAAAGUAUAAAGUCUCUUUAACUGGUGUGAAUGGUGUACACGCGGAGACGCUGGAGAUAACAUGUUAAUAAAAGAAUUCCGAGUCGUCCUGCCCAUUUCUGUUGAAGAGUACCAGGUGGGCCAGCUGUACUCUGUGGCAGAGGCCAGUAAGAAUGAAACAGGAGGCGGAGAAGGCGUGGAGGUCUUGAAAAACGAGCCCUAUGAGAAAGAUGGAGAGAAAGGACAAUACACGCACAAGAUCUAUCAUUUGCAAAGUAAAGUGCCGUCCUUUGUACGGUUGUUGGCUCCAGCAUCUGCACUCAAAAUUCACGAGGAGGCCUGGAAUGCAUAUCCCUACUGUCGCACAGUUCUCACGAACGAGUACAUGAAGGACAAUUUUCUAAUCAUGAUUGAGACGUGGCACAAGCCUGACCUCGGAGAACAGGACAAUGUUCAUAAACUUGACCCAGAACAGUGGAAGAAGGUUGAGGUAGUUCACAUUGACAUAGCCGACAGAUCUCAGGUGGAAACCAAAGACUACAAACCAGAAGAGGAUCCAGCCACAUAUAAAUCACAGAAGACUGGAAGAGGGCCAUUAGGACCUGACUGGAAGAAAGAACUUCCUCAGAAGACCGACUGCCCUCAUAUGUGUGCUUAUAAACUAGUCACUGUCAAAUUUAAAUGGUUUGGCUUGCAGAACAAAGUAGAGGGUUUUAUCCAGAAGCAAGAGAAGCGUCUGUUCACCAACUUCCACAGGCAGCUCUUCUGCUGGUUAGACAGGUGGAUCAACCUGACGAUGGAUGAUAUUCGUCGCAUGGAGGAGGAGACACAGAGGGCACUCGAUGAUAUGCGUGUGAAGGAUCCAGUUAAAGGGAUGUCUGCUGCAGAUGAAUAAAGUGUUGCAGCUGGGUCUAUGUCAUUCAAACAGCAGGAGUUCGUCCAGGUCCUGGUAUUGGACAGGACUCUGCGGUAUGAUUGGCUGCUCUCGCUCGCUCUCUCUCCUCAAGCUCCACUCCAGUAUAUUUUCUCUUUUCUCCACACCUGCGUCCAGGAGGUCUGGCAGCACUAUGCUAAAUCUCAUCCAGAGAUGUUUUUACACUAAUAAAUAAUGACAUAUUCUGUUUAGCCCUUCGGUUUUUCUGUUGUCCGCUAGCUUUUGUUUUGUUUCCAAAAAUACCAGUUUACUUAUUGUUUGCUGUUUUAAUGAAGCUGACCAACAGCACUUAUGUGUUUAAAUGAUCCUCACUACCUGAAUCACCAGCAUGUUUACUUGUUUUUCUAGCAAAUGUUAACAUUAUGAUGUAGCUGCCUCUGUUACGAGACACGCAGGUAAUCAUGAAUGUAUGAUACUUGAAGGUUACUGCUCAAUCAUACCUGACUAUUGCUUUCCAAAACUGCAGAUUUUUUGUGCAUUCAAAAAAAUGAAUCUGAAUAUUAAGACAUUUAUGUAAUAAGCAACGUUUACAAGAAUUAAAAUGACAAUCAAAAAUAUUAAGGGCUAAUUUAUUUCAGUGACUUAAUACACAUUGUCUACAGAAGGUCUUGAUCAUAUUUGGUUGGAUAUGUGUUAGCACAUGGUGAGAUGUGCAUUCUGCCUCUUAUACGAGGCUCAUGUUUCACCUUCCUUUUGGAAUAAUAAAACACUUUGGCCCUGUUUCACAAACAAGGCUUAGCUUAAGCCAGCACUAUGCCUUAGUUAAAUUAGGAAAUUUAAGUCACUUAAAAAAUGCUUUACUGGUAUGCAUCUUGAGACAAAACAAUGACACAGAGAUAUUUUAAGAUAUGUCAGGACAAGUUAUUUUCAGGUAAGAGCACUCAAAAAUUCUCUUUAGUCUGGGACUAAGCUUGAGCCUUGUCUGUUAAACCGGGCAUUUGUGUGUUUCCUGGUUUUGGAUCAAAUGUAAUACUUGUUUCUUAAACAUUAUCUGAAGAUAAUAUUAAAAGAAUUUAGAUUUA